Molecule: messenger RNA, 1728 nt
Organism: Penicillium odoratum
Lineage: Eukaryota; Fungi; Ascomycota; Eurotiomycetes; Eurotiales; Aspergillaceae
Product: putative SIR2 family histone deacetylase (Hst4)
Exons: 2
Coding region: 1-1728 (575 amino acids)
Biological process (GO): regulation of DNA repair; negative regulation of transcription by RNA polymerase II; pericentric heterochromatin formation
Cellular component (GO): mating-type region heterochromatin
Molecular function (GO): NAD+ binding; histone deacetylase activity, NAD-dependent
Source: RefSeq, a predicted model, not a curated record
AUGGAGUACGAGGUAUCAGACUGUUCGGAUAUCAGCUCCUUGGCCUCGUCUCCGCGCUCUUCGCCGGAGCCAGCGGCCCGGUACCUGACGCCGUCUUCCCAGGAUGAGGAUUCUACGCGCCAAGACUGUCCUCCCGCCAAAAAGAGGAGAGGCAAUCCCUUACCCAAGGAGCGCACCACCCAGCAUCUUAACCUUGCCCGAUCAUCCGAGACUCAAAAGGACCAGGCUAGAUUACUUGUUGAAACCCUCCGUCACCAAAAAGAUAUUGUCGUGAUUGCCGGAGCUGGCAUCUCCACCUCCGCCGGCAUUCCCGAUUUUCGCUCCGCAGAUGGUCUUUUCAAGUCUUUACAGAAGAAGCACAAUCUGAAAGCCUCUGGUAAACUUCUGUUCGAUGCUGCUGUCUACCAAGAUGACGCCUUGACGGCGCCCUUCCACGAAUUGGUCCGGUCGCUUAAUAUUGAGUCCGAAAAGACUACACCAACCAAAUUCCACCAAAUGCUUGCCCGGUUGGGCAAGGAGAAUCGCCUGAAACGCCUGUACACCCAGAACAUCGACGGAAUCGAGACAUCUAUGGCGCCGUUGCAAACGGAAAUCCCACUCAACAUCAAGGGCCGGUGGCCGGUCACGAUCCAGCUUCAUGGCAGCAUCCAGAAAAUGGUGUGCCAGAAAUGCCGUUUCACUUCCGAUCUUGACCCUAACAUGUUCCUCGAAAACGACCCCCCAGAGUGCGGCCAAUGCGCAGAGAACGAUCAAGCCCGCCGAAUUGCUGAACAGCGCAGCCAUGGCGUGGGGCGUUUGCGGCCACGAAUUGUACUAUAUAACGAACACAACCCCGAUGAAGAGGCCAUCACCUCUGUUAUGAAUUCCGACCUCAAGUCUCGCCCUCGUGUGCUUGUUGUUGCGGGUACUAGUCUGAAAAUUCCUGGGGUUCGCCGGCUCGUGAAGAGUCUCUGCGCCACGAUUCGGACCCGCAAGGAUGGUGUAACCAUGUUUAUCAACAACGAACCCCCGGUUGGCAAGGAGUUUGAGAAUUGCUUUGAUCUUAUUGUGCAGGGCUCCACUGACGAGGUUGCGGACCUGGUGGGACUGAAGAACUGGGAAGAUUCAACCCCUUACGAAUCCUUGUUGCCAGAGCCUGUAUUCGGAACCAAGGAGCAGACUCCAGACUCAGAAGCCUCCCUCUCGGAGACGGAUUCCAACAAGGUCAAAGUUAUUAUUAGCACACCAAGGAAGAAGCGGCCCUUCGCCGAGACCGGCCUGCUCACACCUUCAGCCAGUAACGAUGAGAAGGCAGAGCUCCCGGUCAAAAAGGCCGCCAAAAUCAAAAACCCGGCAAGCAAGGGUACCUCGAUCAACGAUAUGCUCGGCAUCAAGCCAAAGAAUGAGCCAGCCAAGGGCCGCAAGAAGGCCACCGCAACUGGAGCCAAGAAGGUUGUUCGCGGCAGAGCGACCCAGACAAAGGCGACACAGGCAAAGACGAAGCAGAUCUCCAAGUCCUUCACUGUUGGCAAGUCUGCUACCGUUGGCAAGUCUGCUAAUGGCGGUAAGCCUGCUACUGUUGGUAAGCCUUCUGCUGUCGUUGUCUCUGUGAACAAGUCAGCCGCACCCAAGGCAAAGGCCUUGACUGCCGUAUUUCCCAACCUUCCCGGCAAAUCUGCCGAUAUCGACGCGUCUGGCAAAGGUAUCGAUACCAUUGAUCCACCAGUCACUCGGGCGUGCCGCGCCUAA